Molecule: messenger RNA, 2541 nt
Organism: Leptosia nina
Lineage: Eukaryota; Metazoa; Arthropoda; Insecta; Lepidoptera; Pieridae
Source: the annotation of a GenBank genome assembly
AUGAAUGAAGAACCAAAGGCAGAAUCCCUAGGACAGGCUCCAGCUAUACUGGCUCAAAGAAAGAAGGUUCCUCAAAUAGAGCCGUGGUGCCCUGAACCGACUGAUAUACAAAUUGAUCCAUUCUGCGACCCUUACAACCCGAAACAGAUUUCUUAUAGAGAUAUCGUUAAAGCAACAGAAACAAUUAGCCAAGAAAUAAAUAAAAGUCCACUAUGGAGGUCAAAACGAUGCGCUGAUUUUGGUAUGGAAUUGUAUUAUAAAAUCGAAAUAUUCUAUCCAACUGGAAGUUACAGCGAAAGAAAAGCGUUUUAUGCUUUAUCAAUGUUGAAUGAAGAUGAUCGAAAUCGGGGUGUCAUUACAGCAUCUUUAGGAAAUUGGGCUACGGCCUUAGCAUAUUAUGGUCAACGCUUAAACAUAUCAGUAACAGUAGUCCUACCCUCAAGUACACCAACAAGUGUGGUCGGAAAAUGUCAUGAAUUUGGAGCUUUCGUUGUUUCUUAUGGAAAGAAUCUCGAUGAAGCGAGGCGACAGGCCUUUGUUAUAUAUGACCAUCCUGACGUUAUAGCCGCAUCUGGGUCAAUUGGAAUCGAGAUUCUAAACCAACUUCCACAAGUUGAUGCGAUUGUUGUCCCUGUGGGGGGAGGUGGUCUCCUCGCAGGUAUAGCAGCUGCCGUUAAGCAUAUUAAGCCUGACAUAUUAGUUUAUGGUGUACAAACACGAAAUUCUCGCUCCUUCUUCAAAGCAAUGGAAAGUGGACAGCCAGAGCAGACUGUCGUAAAGAGACAAUUAGCUACAUCGCUAAUGAUGCCGACAGCUGGUUACAACGCCUAUAAUACAGCUAAAAAUAAGUUAGACAAAAUGGUUCUAGUGAAUGACGAUUGGAUAUCGCUGGCAAUGUUGCAUUUGUUUGAGGAAGAGAAAAUUGUGGUGGAAGGUGCGGCUGCUGCUGGUUUAGCAGCGUUUAUGUCUAUUCCUGAUAUCCUUCCAGAGCUGAAGGAGAAAACUGUCGUUUGCAUUCUAACUGGUGGGAACGUCGACUCAAUAAUUUUACCACGCUGCCUUGAACGAGCGAAAGCUAUUGAAGGUCGCAUAAUUGAACUAAGUGUACUUGUUGCAACCGAAAACAACCAGGAACACCUAAAAGUCUUAAGCAUGAUAGCUAAUGUCGGUGCCAACAUAAUUUAUUAUAAUUCAGAAAAGUCUUUGCUACAAGACAAUGAUUAUGAUAGGAAUUACGAAGAUUUUGAUGAAUUCUGUGAUCCGGAUAACCCCGUGACAAUUACUUAUGAUGACGCGGUAAAUGCACUCCAUCGAAUACGGAAAUACAUGCCGGAAACGCCAUAUGUAAUAUCUCAUAAACAAAAAGACUUUGCAAUGAACAUAUAUUAUAAACUGGAAACAGUGCAGAGGACGGGAAGUUUUAAAGAGAGAGGCGCCUUAAAUGCUUUGGAGGUCCUGCCGUUGGACAAGAAAAAAAUAGGCAUCGUCGUUGCGUCACUAGGCAAUCAAGCGAUGGGUCUCUGUUAUUACGGGCAUAAGCUUGGCAUACCAGUUACCGUUGUGAUGCCUAUAAAUGUGCCAAUUAACAAACUACAACAAUGCCACAAUCUUGGGGCUAAAGUUGUUGUACAAGGCGGGAACCUCACAGAGAGUCAAAGGUUCGCUCGGGCCAUUGCGCGAGAAAAGGGAUUGACUUAUAUUAAUGGUCGCGACCAUCCCGAUAUUCUCGCUGGGUACGGGACGAUAGCAUUAGAGAUCCUCGAACAACUGCCGAUCGUGGAUGCGGUCCUGGUUCCGGUGGGAAGCGGCGGCCUCGUUGCUGCGGUGGCAGCCGUAAUAAAGCAUGUUAAGCCAGACUGCCUUGUUUACGGCGUCCAAUCUGAAAAGAUACCAACAUUCUUUAAAUCUCUGGAAAUGGGUGAGCGUACGAAUCUCCCUUGGCAGAGCUCCACAGCAGAUUCUAUAGCGAUGCCCAGCAUUGGAGUCAACGCCUUUCACACGGUCAAGCCGCUUCUGGAUAAGAUGUUACUAGUUAACGAAGAUUGGAUAACCAGAUCAGUUCUACAUUUAGUUGAAUUAGAACGUUUGGUGGUCGAAGGUGCAGCUGCUUGUACGUUGGCUGCUAUCUUGGGUAACCUUGUCCCCGAGUUCAAGAAUAAAAAUGUUGUAUGCAUUUUAAGUGGAGGCAACAUAGAUGCGGUACUAAUGAGCCGUUGUCUUGACAGAGGACUAGCAGCCGAGGGUAGAUUGGUUAAGUUUAAAGUCUCUAUCAAAGAUACCGCAUCGGAAUUUGAAAGACUUUUCAGAUAUAUGGGAAAUGCGGGGUUCAACGUAAAAAGGCUCUUUCAAGACCGUGUUUGGGUAGAGAAUGAAAUUUACAGAGUCGAGGUGAAGUUAGUGUGUGAAGCGAGACACUUGGAACAUGCACUUGAAUUAAAGAGACUGAUGGAACGUGAAUAUGGUACGGCGGCCAUCUUUGAAACGGAGCCUUUCAAUGAAAAAUAUACGUGUCCCUGCUAUGUCAGAAAGUGCUGUAGCUAA